GGAACCUCCACCAUCAUCUCAGCUCUCUGAAGAAACAUGGCAAUAUCUUCCGGAUGAUAUUCUUAUGAUAAUCUUAAGUUAUUUAAAUGGCAGUGACUUGGCCUCAAUAACAGGAACUUGUCAAAGAUGGCGUAAUUUUUUCCACAGUAAAAAGUUUUGGAAGAGUUUAACAUUAACGAUUAAAGAGGAAACAAAUGAUUCAGAGAGAUUAGAGUUUGUAUGCAGUCGAGUAAAAACUUGUAAACAUUUAACAAUAAGAUGGCUAUUUAAUAGUGAUUUUAUAACUGUAAUACCAAAUUCAAGAAUUUCUGGUCUAAGUAUUCAAGCUAGAAACGUUUUAAAAAUACUAAACUCAAUGACAAACAAGAUAACUGAACUAAGACUAAGAUUGUUAGAUACUCAAGAGGCUUUUCAUUCGGAUUUUUUUCUUGAAGCAUCAAUAAUCAUUGCAAAAUUCUUAAGAACAGUGAAUAAUCUUCAAAUCUUAAGUUUUGGUUGUAAUCCAUUUCUAGUAAACAAAAGUAUGAUAACUUGUCUUAAUUCUUCAAGUUUGACAAACUUAACAGAGUUGAAUAUAGCAACAAUAAAUCAUAUUACAUGGAGGCUUAAUCGUAAAAGAUGUCAACAUGUAUUAGAUUUAAAUAUGGGUAUUGUCAUUCAUUAAUAUUCAUUAAUAUUCAUUAAUUACGCUAUAUACAGUAUAUUCAUUUAAAUGACAUUUAUCCAUAUAGUAAAAUUAAUGAUUAAAUUGAACAAAUUAACGAUUGACUGGCAAGAAGUUACAGAAGAUUUAAUAAAACGUUUUAUAAGAUCUAUAUGUCCUUUAAAAAAGUUAAUUAUUUAUAUGCAAUCUCACAAUUGUAUCAAUGCUAAUCAUCCUACUAAAAGCUUAUGGUACGAGCUAGAAUCCAGCAAGAAAACAGAAAUAACUCUUGUAUUUUGGAGUGGCAUUCAUCCAGAUAUGAUCUGUCCAUCGAGUAGGCUUAUUUAUCCUGUAGUUUGUCAUAAGCUAAUUGAAUGCACUUAUGUUGAUACGAAUUAUUCAAUGUUGUUGACAGCGCAUAAAGACUGUUUAAGAAAUCAAAUUUUUUGUUGCUUGAACAGAGAUUGCGUUUAUUUAGAAAAUAGCGAAGAAUUAUGGGAAUCAGCUAUUCAGUGUAAAAACUUAGAGAAUAUUGUUAUAAUAGGACAUUAUUUAAUUCCUUCUUCAAUAAGGGCUAUUGCAACGGCUUUUGCUCCCCAUCUUAAACACUAUUUAAUUGCAGAUACUUGUAUAACUAAGGAUAGCGAUGAUAAUUUAAUGGACAGCUAUGCUCAUAUAUCGGACGAAGAACUGGCGGUUUUAGCAAGUGAUGUAAGUAAAAAAUUGGAGAGAAGAUGGAAGCCAUUAAGAAAAGAAAGCCUACCAAAAGAAAUUGAUUAUUUUAUAGACGAUAACGAUGAAUAUUUAUUUGGUACUGUGCAAAAGAGAAAAAGAAUAUUGAACAUUUAAUUAUCAAUCGAUUUGUCAUAAUAAAAAUCCAAUUAAUGUUUUGUGUUAGGCUAAUUAAUUAAAUAGAAAAAG
Dimorphilus gyrociliatus is the source of this 1564-nucleotide messenger RNA. Lineage: Eukaryota; Metazoa; Annelida; Polychaeta; Dinophilidae. The record is from the annotation of a GenBank genome assembly.